Molecule: messenger RNA, 1281 nt
Organism: Vigna angularis (adzuki bean)
Lineage: Eukaryota; Viridiplantae; Streptophyta; Magnoliopsida; Fabales; Fabaceae
Exons: 10
Biological process (GO): carbohydrate metabolic process
Molecular function (GO): hydrolase activity, hydrolyzing O-glycosyl compounds
Source: RefSeq, a predicted model, not a curated record
AUGUCGGCCUCAGACUCAGGAUCGGGACAGACCAAACGUGGUCGAGGCGUCACACGAUUGACAGAUGUGACAUCCGGAUGCGUGGAUAGGCAGAGGAGACAUGUUGACAUCGACCCCAGAUCAGAUCAUCCAUCAGGGCCAAAUGUUGAUAGGCUUAGGAGUUAUCUGGGUAAUGUGUCAUCUCAAAAUGCUAUGAUCCCUCCGAGAGGUUGGAACUCCUACGAUGCAUUUAGCUGGGUGAUUUCCGAAGAAGAAUUCUUACAGAAUGCAAAUAUAGUUUCUCAGAAGUUACUUUGUCAUGGAUAUGAGUAUGCUGUUGUGGAUUUCCUCUGGUACAGGAGUCUGAAGGGUGACAAAAAUUCUAUUGAUUUUGAUAUGAUUGAUGAAUGGGGAAGAAUGCUCCCUGACACUGAAAGAUGGCCUUCUUCGGGAGGAAGAAGAGGGUUCACUGAUGUAGCUAACAAAGUGCAUAAUAUGAGUUUGAAGUUUGGGAUUCAUCUUAUGGCUGGAAUCAGUACACAGGCAUUCAAUCAUAACACGCCAAUACUAGAUACAACUACGGGACAACCUUACAUGGAAUCUGGUCGAGUGUGGUACGCGAAAGACAUUGGAAUCCCAUCAAGGGCUUGUAGAUGGAUGAAUAAUGGUUUCAUGGCUAUAAACACAACAGGAGCUGGAAAAGCCUUCCUAAGAUCAAUUUAUGAGUUAUAUGCUUCUUGGGGAGUUGAUUUUGUGAAACUAGAUUGUGUAUUUGGUGAGGACCUGGAUUUGGGUGAGAUAACAUAUGUAUCAGAGAUUCUGAAUGGCCUUAACAAUUCCAUUGCAUUUUCUUUGUCUCCUGGAGUCAGUGCAACACCAGAAAUGGCUAAGAUGGUUAGUGGUCUAGUUAACAUGUACCGUGUAACAAAAGAUGACUGGGAUAAAUGGCCAGCAAUCUUAUCUCAUUUUAAUGUAUCAAGAGACUUUGCCGCAUCUAAUUUAACAGGAGCACAAGGUUUAAAGGGACAAUCUUGGCCUGAUUUGGACAUGCUACCAUUUGGAUGGCUAACUGAUCCAGACGCUCAUGAAGGUCCACACAGGUUUACUAACCUUACUCAAGAUGAGCAAAGAACUCAGAUGACUUUGUGGUGUAUGGCAAAGUCUCCCAUUAUGUAUGGAGGGGAUCUACGGAACAUUGAUCCACAGACCUAUGAUCUUAUCACAAAUCCUACCCUUCUGGAGAUAAACUCUUUUAGCUCAAACAAUCAGGAGUUUCCUCAUAUCACAACAUUAGAUGGUGCC